UCGCUUGUGCUUCGCGGUGGGCGGGACUGGCGCGCGCUGUCAGCCAUAGUCGCGCGGCGGGCUGUGUUAGCCUGAAUUAGCCGACUAGGAGUGGGUACCGCAGCUCCCCGCAUCACUGGACCGGUCCACCCGAAAUAUGGCUGGUGUUAUCCGAAGGCUAGACGAAACCGUGGUGAAUCGCAUUGCGGCCGGUGAAGUCAUUCAGCGACCCGCCAAUGCUAUUAAAGAAAUGAUAGAAAACUGUUUAGAUGCGAAGUCAACCAGUAUUCAGGUGACUGUGAAGGAAGGAGGACUGAAGCUUAUCCAGAUUCAGGACAAUGGGACAGGCAUCAGGAAAGAGGACAUGGAAAUAGUAUGUGAGAGGUUUACAACAAGUAAACUUCAGAAGUUUGAAGACCUCACAGCCAUCAGCACAUAUGGAUUCAGAGGGGAGGCCUUAGCCAGUAUAAGUCAUGUAGCUCAUGUGACUAUAACAACGAAAACAGCUGAUGGGAAGUGUGCCUACAGAGCCAGUUACAGCGAUGGGAAGCUAAAGGCGCCUCCCAAACCCUGUGCAGGAAAUCAGGGGACCCAGAUCACUGUAGAAGAUCUGUUCUACAAUGUGUCCACGCGCAGGAAGGCCUUAAGGAGUCCAAGUGAGGAGUAUAGCAAAAUUGUGGAGGUGGUAAGCAGGUAUGCUAUUCACAAUUCAGGAAAGAGCUUUUCAGUUAAAAAGCAAGGGGAGACCAUGGCAGAUGUGAGGACGCUGCCCAACGCCUCAACGGUGGACAACAUACGGUCCGUGUUUGGCAACACGGUGAGCAGAGAGCUGAUCGAAGUGGGCUGUGAAGAUCUGAAAUUGAGCUUCAAGGUGAAGGGUUACAUCUCCAAUGCCAACUACUCAGUCAAGAAGUGCAUCUUUUUACUCUUUAUUAACCACCGUUUGGUAGAGUCCAGCGCUCUGAAAAAAGCCAUAGAGACUGUCUAUGCUGCCUACCUUCCCAAGAACACACACCCUUUCCUUUACCUCAGUCUAGAGAUCACCCCGCAGAACGUCGACGUCAACGUUCACCCCACCAAACAUGAGGUCCAUUUUCUUCACGAAGACGCCAUCAUUGAGAGCAUCCAAAGGCACCUGGAGGCCAAACUGUUGGGCUCCAACUCUUCACGUACCUAUUUUACGCAGACUCUGCUCCCAGGACUUUCUGGUUCCUCUGGUGGAGAUGUCGUACCCUCCUCCAGUUCUGUGCCAGACUCCAGCCAGCGCAUCUACGCUCAGCACAUGGUGCGGACUGACUGCCGUGCCCAAAAGUUAGAUGCGUUUCUGCAGCCCAGCGUGCGGACGGAGCAGCCCAGCGAGCGGACGGAGCAGCCCAGUGAGCGGACGGAGCAGCCCAGCGAGCGGACGGAGCAGCCCAGCGAGCGGACGGAGCCAUCCAGCACUGAGGUCCAGUCAGAGAGUCCAGACCAGCAGCAAGAGGAUAUUGAGGAUGCAGCACUGCUGACUGCCCUGGCGCAGGAGGAGGCCAGCAUCUCAGCAGACAUCCAGGGAUGUAGUACUCCUCUUUCAGACCUCUCCACUAGAAAGCGCCCUCGAGAGGGGUCUGAACACGAGCCGUGCCCCGCUGCUGCUCCCCACAGACGUAUUAUCAAGCUCACCAGCAUUAAGGAGCUGCGAGCCCAAAUAAGCGAGCUGUCUCACACAGGCCUGCAGGAAAUGCUACAGAACCAUACCUUCGUUGGCUGUGUCACUCCUCAGUGGUCCCUGAUCCAGCACCAGACUAAACUGUACCUGCUAGACACCACCAAGUUCAGCCGGGAGCUCUUUUACCAGAUUCUGAUCUACGACUUUGGGAACUUCGGUGUUUUGCGACUGUCUAACCCGGCACCCCUUUACGACCUGGCAAUGCUGGCACUGGAGAUGGAGGAGAGUGGUUGGUCAGAGGAGGAUGGACCUAAGGAAGGUUUGGCCCAGUACAUUGUGGAAUUCCUGCAGAAGAAGUCAGAGAUGCUAGAGGACUACUUCUCCAUGGAAGUAGACCAGGAUGGCAAUCUGGUUGGACUGCCACUGCUGCUGGAUGGCUACAUCCCUGCCAUGGAAGGGCUGCCCAUGUUUGUGCUGCGUCUGGCCACCGAGGUGAACUGGGAGGAUGAGAAAGAGUGCUUCGGGGACUUCAGUCGCGAAUGCAGCACAUUCUACUCCAUCAGAAAGCAGUAUACCAUGGAGGAUGUGACGGGGGUGGAACCUAAGCCAGAGGAUCAGGUUGGGUCGUCGUGGAGGUGGACUGUGGAGCACCUGCUCUUCAAAUCCUUCAGGACGCAUCUCAGCCCCCCACAGCACUUCAGUCAGGAUGGCAGUGUGCUGCAGAUUGCCAACCUGCCAGACCUCUACAAGGUGUUUGAGAGAUGCUAAUCUGGAAUGCUGAAGGAAAAAGAAAAAAACUCGGAGAUAUCUGCAAGUGUUUAUUUUUCUUUAACUUGACAAUAAAAAUGUUUGAUAAUUCCUACAAACCUACGCAAAAGCAUGUGUUGAAGUGAGUGUUGACUGAUUCGAGAUGCAGUUUUGAUGUAAAACCAUCUGAGUGAAGGAGGGCAGUGGAGUAACUGAGCCCCGAAGUCAUGCACCCUUCUGGGAAUGGAUUUUCCUGUCUCUACUGGGAUGCAGAACAGCAACUCAUCAACAAAUAUCCGGAAGAGUGAGGUAUCCACUGAAUUUCUGUGGUGUGGAAAGAACGGACUCCAUUUGCAUUAGAAAGUGUACUUUUAAUGUUGUAGCUGCCCCAGUCACAAUCACUGUGGUCCUGAGACUGAAAAUCCACUUGUUUCCCAAGCAGCAAAGAUAGUUUGAAAAAGUACAGCAUGUUUUCUUUUGUCGUUCUUUGCACCUCAAGUACUGACAACCUGUCUUUAAACAAAUCCAAUGUGCCAAAAUCCAUGCAAGAACAUCAACCCCAUAUAUACACGUCAUGUACAGUUGUUCUAAGAAAUAAUUUUAAAUAUUGCUCAAUUCCUCACCAAUGGAAACUCAAUAUAUUGUUAUUUGAUUCUACAUAUGUUUAAAACCUAAGUGCACCCUACUGAAAUACAUUAAUCUGUACCAGAAAUAACAAUCCUUUGUUUCAUCCUUAGUGUAGAAACGCGUGGCUCCGUGUAGAAGGCACUUGGUGGCUGGAGGCUGCUGCAGGCCAUUUGGGGCCAGACUCAUGCAACUUAUCAAAAAACUAGUUAAGCACCCAGCUGGAAACACAAAAUCGUGGUGAGUAACAUGAUGUGUAAAGCUUUCAGGGAAAGGAAAAAAAAAAAAAAAAAAGCUCAAAAA
This is a messenger RNA of Brienomyrus brachyistius, 3298 nucleotides long. RefSeq names its product DNA mismatch repair protein Mlh1-like. Gene Ontology annotation, molecular function: ATP-dependent DNA damage sensor activity; ATP binding; mismatched DNA binding. The transcript has 19 exons. Gene Ontology annotation, biological process: mismatch repair. The coding region runs from base 137 to 2392 and encodes 751 amino acids. The record is from RefSeq and is a predicted model, not a curated record. Gene Ontology annotation, cellular component: MutLalpha complex. Lineage: Eukaryota; Metazoa; Chordata; Actinopteri; Osteoglossiformes; Mormyridae.